Xyrichtys novacula (pearly razorfish) is the source of this 19841-nucleotide messenger RNA. Lineage: Eukaryota; Metazoa; Chordata; Actinopteri; Labriformes; Labridae. The record is from the annotation of a GenBank genome assembly.
AUGAGUACGUACACAGUGACUCUGAAUGGCCCCGCUCCAUGGGGCUUCAGACUACAGGGAGGAAAAGACUUCAACAUGCCACUCACCAUCUCCAGGGUAAGGACACAGUCGCCCUGUAUAGAGGGAGAUUUGUUGUGACAAAGCAACUUAUAAAUAAACCCAAAGAAAUACACAAUGUGACAUUGAAACUACUAAUCUACCGUGACAAAACGACACAGCAGCAGCAGGAACGCAACAUGAAGAUCGUGAACUUAGGAUGUGCCACUUAAAUGCUCUAAUUGCUCUAAGAGAAAUCAAUUAAUGCGAUGCAAACACAGAACUGAGCACGCCCAGAUCAACCAAUGAAAUCAGAGUUUUUGCAACAUUUGUGAUGUGCAGGUAAAAACAAGUGAAAUUAUCUCAGCAAACUUGUAUCAAGCCUGAAAAAAAUUGGUUUUUAGAUAAUAAAAAGAAUCAAUUCCUGCUGCAAAACAAAGUGAAAGUGAUUCUACUCCAAAGAGAAAAUAAGUAGUCCCUAAAAUUAGUGUAAAUUUUUUUGAAGUGAAGCGAUCGUAAGUCUUUCGUCAGGACAUCGGCAGAUCUGACGGUACGAAUUGGCAUGUUUAAAUCGAUCCAAAUGUAAUGUAAAUUCAUUUGCAUGUGAUGUGUGCGCAGGUGUGUGUGUGUGUGUCUGAGCAGAGCUGGGGUUAUGUAAUGUUGCUGUAUGUGAUGAUGAUGACAGAGGGGAGCUCAGAUGUAAUCUCCACAGAGAUUUCGAGAAUAGAGGGACAGUGGAAAGACCGAAAUAGUCCUACUGGAGUGGAGGCGUCGCUGCAUCACUCAACUUUUAGAGCUGGGAGAUAUUUUUAAAAAAUGUCUAAAAAAUCAAGUUUUACUGCAAUAAGAUCUCAGGUUUACGGACAUCACUGUAUCAUCAGCAUAGAGGAGUAACAUUGACGGUUUUGGCAUUGUCACAUUUAACCAUUCACAAUUCACACUGACUGAUUUAGUGAUUUUGUCUGCAGUCAAAAAAAUCUAAAAAUAUUUAUCUAUACAUGAAAAGUGACAGUUUGUACUUUCAUUAUAAAACUGACUGAAAACAAAUAUUUAAGCGUUCAAUAUUUCAAUACCAGUGUUAGUAGCUAUUUGUCUAAAAAAAGGUGGGUUUAAGAUGAACUGAAGUUUCCAGUAAAAGAGAGACAGGGUGUCUCUCUCUGGCAGGACUGCGGGUGUAUUUACAGCGUUUUCUUUAAAUAGCUCUGGAGGAGAGGUGGAUAGAGAUGGAUGGAGAGGGCUUGGAAAGGGGAACAGGGGCAGGAAAGAAGCAAGGAGAGAGGAGGAACUAAUGUUAUCUUUAAUAAGCCUUUGUUAUUGCUGGACGCUUGGUUUGAGUUUUAUCUUUAUGAGUCGGACUCUAAGCAUUGUGGAGAACAGACAAAUGGGGGGUUUGAUAGAUCUGGUAGCAAGUCUGUCCCCCCUGACUUUCAGCUCCUCAUUCUUCACCCUUGAGUGAUUCUCAGUUGGUGAUCGUCCUGCGCUUUCAUCGAUCCACAGCCCUACAUGUGUCACUUUAUUGUCUCCUGAUCCCUCUGUCUUAUACAGCCAAGGGAGGGAAGCUUUGAUCCGUGUCCGCCGGGACAUGGCGUUGUUGGAUUUGUGGUCAUACUGUGGUCAUGUCAGGCUCUGACAGGUUAUCAUAAAACACUCCAGCUUGACCUGACACCUCGGGGUGCAGUUACAGUUUGACGUAACACUGCCAGGUUUUGAUUUCUGCCUGCUUUUGCUAAGAACUAAGAAAGGAAAGGGGAAUGAGGACAGAGGAUUUCUGACGUCUUGUUAGCCAGACUGACCAUCGAAUAUCAGCCACAUCUGAGUUAUGUUUCAUGUCUGAGGACAAAACAUGAAAGUAGGAGGGCUUUAAAGACUAAAACAACAACAAAAAAAGCUGAAAAAGCUGCCUCGCAUGUCAUUAUAAACACUAAAGUAUAUUUACAUGCUGUUUUGAGCCCUCAAAAAACAGCUCUCCUGUGAUAGGCUGAAAGAAGACAAACACUUCAAAAUCCGAGCCAGUGUUUCCUUUUCAUUAUUAUCCAAUUAUCAAAGACUCACCCUUUUAUCCACUUCCUGUUUGAUGAGUAUGAAAACACGCAUGACAGAGCGGUCGGCGGCGUAACGUGUCAACAUGUGUGUUUGAUUAGACAGAGGAAACAGUGCAGAAAAAAAAAACAUUUUCUCCACCUGAUUUCACCUCCCACACCACACCGCCACCUACUGUCCCCUCUGCUCUCUGCAAACCGACACAAUGAAUGAAAUGUGAGGACAGAAAAAUCGACAAGAGGAGCUUAGAUGCAGAGUAGAAGACUGUUUUAUGUGGGAAACGAAGGGGAUUCAAGAUGAGGGUUCAUGAAAAAGGCAAGGAGGGAAUUGAGGAAGUGGCGUGUGAAUGUCAGGAGCAGGUGCGUGGGAGGGGUUGAGUGUGUAUGUGUGUGUGUGUCUGUGUGUAUUUAUGUAUGUUUGGGAGGGGCUCAGCUGGGUCAAUCACAGUGAAGAAGCCAGGCAGGCAGGCAUCAACAGCAUUUACUUUAUUUUUAACUCUUUAACGAGUCGACUGUAAGCCUAGACCCAAUACUGUAUGUCCCUGCAGGCCUCUGAGCUCAUUUAAACCUCCUCUCUGCGGAGUUUAAGUCAGGCUUUGUGGGAGAUCGAGCCAGGAGCACGAGGACUCAGCUGAAGGUCAACAUAUGACUGAUAUCUGAAGUGGGCUAUUUUGAUGCUACAAAAAAAAAAAGUAUAAACUGUGAAGCUCCUGGGAUAAACUUUGAUCUGGUUAUGAAACAGGGAGCAAACAAGCCAUACAGUAACCAGUGUCAAAUCCUAUACAGUAAUUUUUUAAUGCCUGAAACUGCCACCAUAAAAUAGUCAUUGUGAGUGAUGAUUCAGAGGAUAGGAGGACAGUUCGACACAAUAAUGAAAAUGUGCCUUUUUCUUUUUUUACACAAUAACUUGACUCAGUCUUAACACGGGCUUUGGACUGAAAAGACCUAACCAAACAAGACCAUCAGGGACAAGAUCGAUGAUUUUCAUCGUGUGAUUCGUAAUGUUGAAAACAAUGCGAAGGGGGUAGGUGUCAGCCGAGCAGAAACAGCCGUGUUUUAACAUUUUCCAACAAAUUAUUCACAAUGAAUGAUCAACUUCAUUGUUAUAAGUCGGCAAAAUGAGAUAUUUUCUCUGAAGUUUUAGUGGCCAUAUUAAAGAGGAUGGUUUCUACGUUCAGCGUUGAGAGUCCUCCAUCAUUGACUUCAAUAAACCCCAUAAUUUAUGUGAAUAUGACUUUUUAAAGCUACUGUGAGUAGUUUUUGGUUUGUUAUUAAACACACUGAAACUGACACUGGUGUCUUUUUAUGAUCUGAGGUGGUAGAAAAGACCAUUAAAGGAAAAAAUAUAUAGUCUCUGUCUUUGUAGGGUUACUUUUUAUGUCUAAAAGGGGGUAGGGAAGUUAAUGUCAGACCAAAAGACAAACUUUUUUUUACUCACGUUUUAUAGCAAAACUUCUCGGAGUGGUACAUUUUUACUGUUUGAAAGGAGCAGGAUGAGAUUUUAAAUGUGCGUGUUUAAAAACAUUAAUUAUUCAUAACAGGAGAAAAUCAGUGAAGAGCAAAACUUCAAUCAAAACUGAUAUCCUGCUGUGUUAAAGAAGACUUGGAAUGAUGGUGAAAAGUGGUUCCAUAGAACUAGACUUGUUUUGACAGUCAAGUUGCCCCCUGCUGGCCAUCAGCUAUAAUACAGGUUUCAACACAGUCUUUUUCCUUCCUUUAGUACAGUCUUUAAAAAUCAAACUUUUGUGCUCCUCACUUUUUUAAAACUAAAAUUCAUCUGUGUCUUUGCUGUCUUUGCCACCUCAUGGGUCUUUUUACUUUUAAUUCCCUCUUGUAGGAGUUAAAAAAGAAACAGAGAAAGGAAAACUUAAGAUAUAAAUGUGACUAAAGACUAAUUUACUCAGUGUGUAGAAGAUCAGUAAAUAAGCCUUAAUCUAGCAUCCAAAAUCUAAUCAACCAAAAGUGGUCGUAGCUACAAAUAUUUUUUACUUGCUUGUUUUCUCCUCUGAGGAAUCUGUGUCAGUGGUCUCAGUGUGACCUGCUCUUUUGACCUCUCCAUAGAUAACUCCGGGCAGCAAGGCGGUGAGUGCCAAUCUGGCCCAGGGAGACAUCAUCUCAGCCAUCGACGGGGUCAGCACUGAGGGGAUGACACACCUGGAGGCCCAGAACAAGAUCAAGUCCGCUGUCCACAAACUGGCACUCACCAUGCAGAAGUAAACAACCAGCAGCACUUUCAGCAAAACACUUAAAAACUCGAGGAGAGAUUAUAAAUAUUUAGUUAUAAAAGGCAAAAAAAUGCACCCACCAAAAGCACUUAGGAUGGACACACAACAGAGAUAUUGAUCGAGAGCGUGUUUGUCACAUUUUUUGUGUGAAAAAUAAGAAAUUUGAUGAUUGUUUCAAAGAGUUUUUCAUUCUUUAAUCUUCAGAUCAAGACGUCCUGCACCAGUUCCCACAGCUACUCCACGAAUGGAUUCACCCAUGCCAAUCAUCCCCCACCAGAAGGUACAAAAAAAAAACACCCACAACAGAAAUGAGCAAACAGACAAAUGAAAACUUCACCAGCAAACACGAUAAAUCAAUGUGCAUACUCACACCUUUGUUUGCCUGUCUGUAAUCUAAUCAUUUUUGUGUGUGAGGAUAUCAACACCAACUGGUAGGGUCCUGCUGCCCUCUAGUGUCAGGUAUGAAAACUGCAGGGAGCAGAAGUCAGAAAAUGAGAAAUAUAGACAAAACAGUCUAAAGUUGAAGCAUAAUUUUGCUUCAACUUUAGACUGAUUUAGACGGAUUUCUUGAUCGUCUGUAGGAGAUAAAGAAAUCUCUUUGCAGUCCCUAAAAAGAUCUACAACUUUAAAGCUUUUUCUUCAACACUAUCUGCCACAGCUCCAUCAAGUUAGCCGGGGCUUUGCAAUUCCCCGGUCGACCUUAACUCCCCCAAAACUCUCAGAGAAAAGCUGCUGAUACAGGGAAAGUUAGGAGGGAUAUCUGAAGCUUCGUCUCAGGGGUAGGUUACCGCAGGGAUAAAUAGCCUGCGGUUACAUAAUGCGAUGAGAAGAUUCAACCCUCCCAAAAUAAAGACCACCUACUGUGCUGAUGCAACACACAUAAACAAAAAUACUGCUCAUCAUUAUUUUUGAGGAAUUAGAUAAAAUGCAUAUAAACCCCUCCUCAUUUAACCCAACACUCACUGGACAGUCACUCCUCUCACACGUGGAAUUACAGCUGGAGUGUACACACAAACAUACCGGGCCGGCCUCCAGGUUACAGAAUAGCAGCAGAUCAGAGUGCAGGGUCGCCUCAGGCUCAACAUGACUGAUCUGAGAUACUGCACCAAAGGUCGUGGGGUCUCAGAGUUUGUUUUUUUUAGUGAUGAUAAAAUCCUUCAGAAUUCAGAAUAAAAGGAAAUAAAAUGAAAAGGCUUAUUUAGUUCUCGUGAAUGGUGCAAGGUCAUUUACUUUGAAAUAAACAUGAAAUCAGAGAGAUGAUGCUGCGAAAAGGAAAAUCUUUAAUGGGAGGUUUUUUGUUUUUUUAAUUUCCUCUUCGAUGUUUUUUAUCUUCAGGCAAAUGAAUCUCCCUCUUUUCUUCGAGACUGUCACAAAUGUUAAUCUUUUUAAUCUUGUUUUUUGAAUUUUGCUUUUAAACCGUAUUUUGUGGGUUUGAAUUAUUGGUGAGGUUAUGAAAGGAUGACAAUUGCACAAAAAAAUGGGGAACUUAAGUGUCCUUGGAAAAUUCAAAAUUCCUAACUUGGUUCAUAUUUCUAAAAUUCAACUCGAGAAGCCAAAUAUAGUUUCACUAUUCCACACCACAUUUGCCACUUUUCCAGUAUGUUAUGUUGUGUUGAAUGCUCAAAUUAUUUUUCACCGUCACAUUGUGAUGAUCUGAAAAGAUGAUAAAUAGAGAAAAGCAGGAGAGACAUACUGAAUAUAAAUGAACCAACACUUCUGAGAAGCAGUCAACCGAUUACAUUUGCAUUAAACCACAACAACAUCAUUUGAAACUCUAUAUAAAUGUGUUUAAUUUGCACUUUACCAACCAAACCAUGCAGAACUACAAACACCCAGAGGCUCUGAAGUAUCAAAUCAAUGACCAGGCAUCACUGUUAUGUAUGUAACAGGCGUUUUAUGUUUAUUCUAUAUUAUUAUUAUUAUUUAUUGCUUCUCCUCAGUUUGUAGUGAUGAGAUAUUAAAUUUUAGGACAUGUAGACCUUGUUCCCGAUUUCAAAUUAAUCUUUUUGUUUCAGUGUGAAACUGUGCUCAUUGAACUGUUCUUGCUAUGAUAGAAAAUCAUCUUUCUUCAGCGACAUUUCUUUGAAAAUGUGUACUUUUUUAAAGUCAUUAUUAUUGAUAAAGUUUAUAUAAUUGUUUUUUUAAAGCAUACACAUGAAACCUGUUGUCAAAAUUGAACCUAGAUAUGAUUUAUUGUAUUUCUAAACAAAGAUAUUUACAGAUGAUUAACUGAAAUUGUAUUUUUUGAUUUUCCAUUACAAAACUUCGAAUCAAGCUUUACCAAAGUUUGACAAAUUUUACAUAUAAAACAUACAACUCAACUGACUUGCAGCUUUAUCAGUCGGUUCAAAUUGGGCUCAGAGUGUAUGUCUUAAUCCUGACCAUACUGUAUGUUGCAAUGACAAAAGUUCAGCUGUACCGUAUUGAGGGAACUGGCCUCAGCGAGAUGGCAUGAGUAUGAGUAAACCCUCAGCCAUGGAAAACUUGCAGAAGUUAAUUGAGGGCACAAACUUCCUGGCCUCUGACAUAUCCCGUCCAGGUAUCAGCACUCACUAAUGUGUUUCCCCUCUGGAGCCCAGCAGCUUCACAGCUACAGCCAGCGUUAAGUCAGGAGGCAGUAAACGUGCUCUGGGCAGACCGCAGGGUGAUGACGACAGUAUCAUGCCAGCGGCCCCACCUCACCCAGUACAUGAACACUCUGAUUACACACACACACACACACACACACAUGGGCGGACAUACAACACAGGAGAGAGCAGCUGUUGAACAUGGUCAUGGAAUGUUCCGCUCCGGUUACACACCAUCAUCCUGAAUCCCUGAGAUGCCGUACCUGAGAUAGCUCUUCCUCUCCGUGGGGAGAUGUCUCACGUGUGAGGCGACUGUCCAGCACAUUCGGCUUCACUCAGUGUACCCUGAACACAUCAUGUACUGUAUGGACAACUUUGAUAAAUACUCUAGGAUACACUCUCAAGCUUUUAUCCUUAACCCAAAUACAAAAUACCCUUAAAGUGGUGAUAAAAAACAAAGAUUUGGGGGUUCAACAGACAAAGUUCAUCUGCAGUCCUACUCAUGUAAUUUAGGGUUUAUGUGUGUAAUGUCAAGCAUGCAAUAAGUCUCAAUCCAAAACUGUCUAUAGGUUUUUGCUAACUUAACCCUUUAUUGCCUGAAACCACAAAUUAUGGCUAGAAAAUUCAAAUAUUUUUUUGGAGUUGAAAUGUUUAUUUCACUUGUAAACAUAAAAAAAAUCAAAAGUAAACUAAAGACCUACCUUUUUAAUCUGGUUUUUAGCUAAAAUUUGUUUUAAUCUUUUAAUCCGCAUUAUAUGAUUUUAGGCUAUUUUAGUCCUAGAGUAAUUCUUUUGUGUUUUAUAACCUUUUUUUAUUUACUCUCUUUCGAUGUUUGAUUUUAAGACUUUUAUUUCAUUAACUUUUAACGCUUUAUCACCUUUAUUAUAUUUUAUCACGGUUUUAUCAUUUAGUCCGAGAUCCAGUGUUUCCUCAUCUUUUUUUAACCAAGAUAGUCCCAGUCUAUGCAUCUCUGUGUGUGAGUGCUGUAUGUGUUGAAUGGGGGUUGGGAGGGUGGGCGGGGUUUGAUAUUUGUAUUUUUAUUUAUUCUAUUUCAUAGUUUUUUUAUUAUCCUGCGUGAAUGGACAGCACUUUGUGCAACAUUAUAUGUAUGAAAAGUGCUUUAAAAAUAAAGUUUAACUGAUUGAUUGAUAUAAUUUAACAAAUAUAUUUAUUUAUCUUGUUUGAUACAUUUGAUGUUUUCGGAAACGGAUAAACCACAAGAGGACAUUUUUAUCACUUAUCAGACUGUAUACAGGUGUUUUUUUAGUAAUUUGUCGAUCAUAUUGAUUUGAUGGAAGUAUCAUAAAAGUAUGUAUCAAAUAUGAUACAAAAGGCUACCUGGAAUUGGGUUAAGUUUUGCUUGGGAAUUUAUUGUGAAAAUUUAGAAAAGGUAGUUUCAUAAACACACAAGAGUAACACACAAAAGCUUUUGGGUGGUUUAUACUUAGUCUGCUUCUGUUACCUGGCACCAAGUUAAACUUUGUGUACCGUGUGUACAGUAACCUUGUAGACACAAAGAAAUCAGCAGGUUUCGGACUCUUUACAGGUCUGCAAUGUUUGGUACAAAAACUGUAGAAAUUAAUUUCAAAGGUUUUUAAAAGUAGCUUCUAGGUUUUUAAUUUUAUACCUUAUAUUUUCCUCUGGCUGAGUUAUUUUUUAGAGCAUCUGAUGACACCACAGCUCCAAACACGUCUUCUCUUCCUGGAAUUUGUGUUUUUUAAUCGCAGCAUUAAUUUGAAACCUAAACUGCUUCUGCAGGGCAGGUUUCUCUGCUAGAUUGGAUGAGAAGUAAUACACAGUGUUUUUGAAGUCCUACCAUGAGUAGAUCAGGUGUUGUGUGUGUCGUGUAUUUGCGUCCGUUCUGUGCUAAAUGUGUCCCUGUCCGUGUCAUGUGAUCAGGACGCCCCUGCUGUUGUCAGUCACUGCUGGUGAUGCAGGGGUAGCUGGUAAAUAUCCCAGUGAUGAGAAAUGACGACUAUUUUGAUCUGUACAUGGGAUUACAGUGAAUCAGUGGAGCUAGAUAGUUUCCUAUAAAGACACAGGACGCCAUUGUUAGCGCGGAAAUACCUGUGGUGAUUCAUUACAUUCUCUCCAUCUCUCCCUCUUUCUCUGUGUGGUGUGUUUCAGGUCAUCGCCAACACAGCUGCAACGUUAGUACUGUCAUGUUUCUCCGAAGUGAAUGUGCAUGGAGGUUGCUCCAGUAGAGAGAGUUGUAGCUUUGAAUGUUUGAUAACUGGUCAUUUUGGUGUGGAGUGAUGUUGUGACCCGUGAUUAGUUCAUAUCAAGUCAAACAAAAGUUUUAGAGAAUGCUUUUUUAUUGUUUUUACUUUAAUACUUACACUACUUGGUGGCUGAUUUAACUGUGUGUUCCUAACAGCACUAAGGCCCAAGAAGUGGAAAGACAAAAAUACUUGUGCUAAACUAAACUAUGAUGACAGAGUUUGUUUUUUGUUUUAGUUAGUCUUCAUGUAAAAAAUAAACAGAGAGAUAUUAAAAGGGCAGACAACUACCUGCACGACAGUAACAAACAUAGGUCAGCAUGUGAAGUCCAACUUAACAGCUAAGGUCAAACAGCAGUUGCAUUAGGCUGCCCUUUUUCAUUAUGGCCUUGAAAUGUGUCAAAGCCUUUUCAAGAGGGUUGUUUUGUUGCUCUUGAAAAUGACACAGAGGCCAGUUGUAGAGUAAAACUAUGAUUUUAUUCCAAAAAAACUCGAAACUUUAUCACUGUGAGUUCCUUUUUUUUCAAAAUUCCAUGUUUUUCUUUCGUAAUCUGGCCUUAAUGCUAAAUUAGAGAGAUAAACUCCACAAGUUGGAGAUUUGCCUGGUGGUUUUCCUAAACCUCAGCAUGUUUAGUUUCACUUUGAUAGCUUUUAACAUGAACUGUUGCUCCUUAUUAAGCUCUUAGUAACCACUGCUAAGGCCUCAAAGUUCUUCCAUGGACAUGCUGCGUCCCAGUGGUGUACAAAAAGCUGGUAAUGAAAAAUAAACAACCAAUUUCGAAGUUAAAGCUCCAGUGAGGAACUUAGACAUUACAAUUUAAAAAUCAUCAGUCUUGUCAAAGGUGGUGUUGUUUGCUUAUAUUUAUCAUAAAAAGGCAUUAAUGUGAAUUUCAGCUGAUUUUGUAAACAUCUAAAAAUUACUUACAGGAGCUUUAAAUGACUCACAACCAAUCAGGUUGGGGGAGGCGGAGAAUGGCUUUGAACGGCUUUGUUAACAGUCAGGGAUUUGUUACAAAAAAUGUAAAAUGUUGACGACACAGACAGAAGAGAACACAGCGAUAUCAUUAUAUUCCCAAAUGUCAUCAAUAACUAAUAGCUAUUGACUGAUAUUAAAAGCUUUUUUGUUUAUACACCACAAAAAAAGGUGCUUCUUUGACAGAUUCCUGCCUACCCCAACUUUAAAACCUUAUUCUAUAGAUAAUUGCGUUAAAACAAUAUGUAGUUUGGAACUUGGACACAGCCAGUGUAAUGUUUAAGGUGUGUAUUUUCUGUGUAUUUGAAGUUGUGGUUGUGCAACAGCGAUUACAUGAUGACACGCUGACACAGUUUCGUCCCCUCACUCUGGUGUUUUCUCUACAUUUCUUCCCUCUCAUAUUCCCAUCUCCUCGCCCUGUCCAUUAACCUCUCAUCUUCACCCCUCCACCUGACACCGCCCUCGACUCCCCACCUCCUCCUCGACCCACUGACCUCUGACCCUGACACUGACAGUGUGGAGUACACCCCAAGCUUCAACCCCAUCGCCCUGAAAGACUCUGCCCUGUCCACCCACAAGCCCAUUGAGGUGAAGGGCCCUGGAGGAAAAGCCACCAUCAUUCACGCCCAAUACAACACACCAAUCAGCAUGUACUCGCAGGACGCCAUCAUGGACGCCAUCGCAGGGCAGUCACAGGCCAAGGGACACGACAGGUGAGGUCACAUAACGAAACUCUCUGACUCUCUGGUCCUUUUACAAGCUCCCUUCACCCACACACUUUACACCACAUUACAUUACAUCAAUAAAACGGCCCGCCUGAUGUGAAACUAAAGGGUUAGUUCACCCAAAUGUAAACAAGUAUAUUUCUCACUUACUAACAGUAGUUUUUAACCAUGAAGAUAUUCUGAGGGAAUUAAAUGGAGAUUGAUUUCUUGCAGUUGACCGUUAUGAGGUUGAAAAAAGAGUUCUGCAAGAGGUAUUUGUCCGUACUUUUCAUUUGGUGCUACUUCGUACAGAAGGUUUAGCUCUCAGCUUAACGUCCUUUGACCCUCAAAGUCCAUAAAGUUACUUUCACUGGCUUCGGGAAAGUGAAGUCAAGUACUGUUCUAGGCAAAACAAAGUUUAACUAUUUCUCCCAGGUAUGGAAUAAAGUUACAAUCAUGUCAAUUACUGGUGUUGGGUCAGUGUUUAAUAGCAACAUUAGUGGGGCUCAUGGGUAGUUUUCACAGACAUUCACCAACAUAGAUGUAGAUGUAUAAACACUAGAUGGAUUAGGCGCGCCGAUAGUCUUCAGAGACCGACGGCCGUACAUGGCGGCCAUCUUGCUUCAGGCAGCUAACCCACUCAAAACAUUACAGUCUAUGGAUGGUGCAUGCAGUAUUUAAAUAACCAUAGAUUGAUUAAUUUUAAACCGAUGUUCAAACGGUAUGUUUUGUAACAAACCUCAGAGUUUUAGUUAUGUUUCUGCAAACUCAAGAAUAAUUUUAACCAUGGAUUUUCAUAAAUAAACAUUAAGCAGAUAGGUCGAGCAAUAGCUAUAGGCCUACACACACACAAGGCAGUUAUAUUAAAUAAAACAUUUAAUCCUUCCAUGUAUGUUUUAUUAGUAAUAUUUCUAUUAUAAGGAUUACUAUAAUAACAUAUAGCAAUAACAUAUAUGAAUAUUUAUUUUCAAUAUAAAUUUCUGCCUCAUUUUGCCAUUUUAGAUGUUUUUAACAAACCAAACAGUUUGGAAAUCAUGUGCAACUUAAGUUAUGUUGAAACGAAGAGCAUUUCUGCCUUUCCCACCGAUGUAAAAUUCCUCAGCCAACUUUGUAAUAGGUGGUCUCACUCACAGCCAGUCUUUUAGCCAAGUUAGACAGCUGAUAGACACAAAAACAUCCACAAAGACCGUCAUAAGCCUUUCUUAUAUAUGUCAAAGUUCACCACACCAAACUAACAGAAAAAGAAAAUGCAGUUCUUUCUCAUUCUGACUCUGUUGUAUCGAGGAUGAGGUAAAGUUGUAUCAGGGAAAGUUUUGGCAAACAAAAUAAAGAUAUCUACAUGGCUGAGAACUUUUGGAGUAAGUGACAUUAUAUGAUUUUUGGAUGAACGAGCCCUUCACCAUACUUCUGCUGAAAAGCCCAACAGAGACAGCAGCGUUCAAACAUAGAAAUCUAUGUUUAGCCGAGGCUGCAGCGACUCUGAUGUCUCCUUUACUGUAUGCCUGGGCUUUUCCGUGUUGUCUGUGUCCGUGCCCCGAACUCCUCUGUGCCUUUCACCCACUCUCCUCUCCUCAUUCCAUCCACAAACAAACAACCAACCACACCUGUGCUGUCCUCCACCCAUCCCUCCCCAUCCUCCCCUCCUGGUUGUGAUCUCAGUGAGGAGGCCGGCUCUCCCUUGGCGUAAGUAGAGCAGCGCUCCUUUUCCAUCCCGCCUCUCCUCGUACCCGUGUCUCCUUUGUCUCAUAUAUCUUAACAGCUUGUGCACCGCUCCGUGUGUCUCGUUAAUAUCCCACUGAUCAGAUUUUUUAAUCCACAAAUGUUUUCUCUUCAUGUCAUUUCGUGUGUUUUUGAGGUUUAAUCCGUCACACUAAAGUUUUCAUGAUUUCACAAACUCACUAACCACAAGGCCUUCAAGGAUUUGGUCAUGUGUGUGGAAGUACCUCAAGGUACCUUGGCCAAAUUGUGAGAGUGUUGAGGUUUUUUUUUUCCCAACAAGCAAAGCAACCGAGAUCAACACAGUGCUGGACACCUGAUGGGGUUUUAGGGCAUGGGAAUGUUCGUGGAGUCCAACGGAAGUUUUUCAAGGAAAAUCGCCUAAUUAAUAUCAAACUAUUUGUCUAACAAUGAUUAAAAAAUUCUGGUGAAAUAUAGUACACAGUUAUGCUGCUGUAUGAACUCCCUCUAAUAUCUAAAGUAAACUACACUUACAGGUACCAUGAGCUAUACAAAAACAAAGACAACAUUCAUGAUUAAUCAAAUGACUGUGUUCUGCAACCUAAAUGUAAUAAGUGAUCAUGAUGUAAAAACUGCCCAUGUUGACAUGAAGUUUCUUUUUGACCAGAAAUCAAGUUUGAAGGAAAAAUAUUUGAAGUUGUACUGAAACAUAAAAUCACAUAAAAAGCCAUGAAUAUUCAGGUAAAAGUAUCAUAAUUAUAAUAGUUACAUAACAGAUUACAAAUACUGACACACUAGUCUGUAAGAAUCACCAGUGUCAGAUUUGCAUAUAGGGAUGAAGGUAAUUCAAACUACUUUUCUGUCAUGUAACUUAAUCAAUAAAAAGUGAUCAGGAGUUGACUUUGAAUAAUAUCAGAAUCAAUUUACUCAACCUGUGGGGGGUGAAUUACUUUUUUUUUUGGAUCUCCGAUGAGAGGCCGAUAAACUGGAAAGUGGAUUUCAGCUCCUUCAGUCAACUGAAAGAUUUCAUGUCUUCCUCUUGAUGCUCUGAUGCUCGACUACCCAGUUGUAAAUAACCACAGAUGGUAUUUGUAGAGUAGUUUGGAAGUAUUUAGUCAAAGAAAAUAAAGACUGAAUUGUUCAUAGAGUGUGUCUGGUUAAAUUGGCACACAAGCGCUUCAUUACAGCGACACAUAACCUGUGAGGCAUUGUGGGCAUUUGGUACAUUAUGAACACCUAUAACAUUUAGGCCCUCUAUGAACUGUGCACACUACAUAGUCAGGGAUGUAACACUACUGUCUGCACCCACAGUGGAGCUCUGCCCGUAAAGGACCCCGUGGUAGACUGUGCAUCUCCAGUUUACCAGGCAGUGAUCAGGCCAGGAGAAAAAACGCAGGACAUGUCUGAAUGGGCUCGUCGUGCUGCCAACCUCCAGUCUAAGAGCUUCAGGAUCCUGGCCCACAUCACUGGCACCGAAUACUGUCAGUACACUCAAUAAUCCUUCCCUUCUUCCUUUAUAUUCUUUCAACAUGACUUACCUCUUGUUCCUCAUCUCUGCUGAUCCUCACUCCUUGAUCAGACUCAGUAAUCAUCCUGACCAAAUCCUUCUGUUCUCGUCUCUCCAUGCAGUGCAAGACCCAGAUGAGGAAGCCCUGCAGAGGUCGAGGUAAGGUGGAAAAUGAAAUAAGAGGAGCUGCCAGUAUCCUUGAUUUUUUUUGGUUAAGUUAUUUGAAGGUCUAGUCAACAUGAAGAAAAAUGCACUUUUUCAAAUCCACCCAAUUGACAUAAAAUGCUACAGCCAGAUAUCGCACCCGCUGCUUGCAGUGUCAGCUUGUGCCCUAUUGAAAUUGCAGGAAUUAUUUAUUUUUGUUGUUAUUAUUAAUAAAAGUUUUUCAACCUAAAAACACCCUAGACAGGCUCAAAGCCUCAUGAAAUUUGGCAGACAGGUCGGGCCCGGCUCAAAUUAUUUUGCUGUGUCUCUAUAUAUAUGACAAAAAAGACUCUUUAGCACACCCUACAGUUUUCAUACUUGGGGAGUUUCCUGCAUAAAUUCCCGUACACUGGUUCUACCUCCACCAGAUUUUAGUUAUUUAAUGACGGUCCAGCGGCAGACAAUUUGAUAUCCAACUUACGUCUAUAUGUUGUAGCGCCAUCAUACUAUACUGUGGCAUUUUUAUCAUACUAUACUAUGAUUUUUUAAUACUAAAAUUAGAUUUUUUUUAUGCAAGAAUAUGAAAUUUUUAACAUACUAUACUAUAACAUUUUUAUCAUAGUAUACAAUGACAUGUUUUUUUCUCAUGCUUAAAUAUAAAAUUUUUAACAUACUAUACUAUGACUUAUUUUGAUUAAACUAAACUAUGAUAUGUAUUUAGAACAAUAUUUUUUUUUUUCACACAAUGAAAUAUGAAAUUUUGAACAUACUAUACUAUGGCAGUUUUAUCAUACUAUACUAUUACAUCUUUAUCAUACUAUAUUAUGAGAUUUUUUUUCACACUAAAAUAUUACAUUUUUAUCAUACUAUACUAUGACAUUUUUAUCAUACUAUACUAUGAGAUUUUUAUCAUACUAAACUAUGAGAUUUUUUUUCACACUAUACUAUGACAUUUUUAUCAUACUAUACUAUGACAUUUUUAUCAUACUAUACUGCGAUUUUUUUUCACACUAAAAUAUUAUGUUUUUAUCAUACUAUACUAUGAGAUUUUUAUUCAUAUACUAUAAGAUUUUUUUUUCGCUCUAAAAUAUGAAAUAUUUAACAUACUAUACUAUGACUUCUUUAUCUUAAUAUUCUGAUAUUAUGUGGAUACAAUUUUUUUUUCUUUUUUCUUUUUAUGCAUAAAUUUAAACAUUUUCACAUACUAUACUAUGACUUUUUUAAUCAUACUAUACAAUAAUUUUUUAUACUGAAAAUUGAUUUUUCUUAUGCAAGAAUAUGAAAUUUUUAACAUACUAUACUAUAACAUUUUUAUCAUAGUAUACAAAGACAUGUUUUUUUCUCAUGCUUAAAUAUAAAAUUUUUAACAUACUAUACUAUGACUUAUUUUGAUUAAACUAAACUGUGAUAUGUAUUGAGAACAAUAUAUUUUUUUUUUUUUCACACAAUGAAAUAUGAAAUUUUGAACAUACUAUACUAUGGCAAUUUUAUCAUACUAUACUAUUACAUCUUUAUCAUACUAUACUAUGAGAUUUUUUUUCACACUAAAAUAUUACAUUUUUAUCAUACUAUACUAUGACAUUUUUAUCAUACUAUACUAUGAGAUUUUUAUCAUACUAAACUAUGAGAUUUUUUUUCACACUAUACUAUGACAUUUUUAUCAUACUAUACUAUGACAUUUUUAUCAUACUAGACUAUGAGAUUUUUAUCAUACUUAACUAUGAGAUUUUUUUUCACACUAUACUAUGACAUUUUUAUCAUACUAUACUAUAAGAUUUUUAUCAUACUAUACUGAGAUUUUUUUUCACACUAAAGUAAUAUGUUUUUAUCAUACUAUACUAUGAGAUUUUUAUCAUACUAUACUAUGAGAUUUUUUAUCAUACUAUACUAUGAGAUAUUUUUUUCACUCUAAAAUAUGAAGUUUUAAACAUACUAUACUAUGCCAUUUUUUUCCAAACUAUUUUUUUUUUCUCACUAAAAUAUAAAAUUUUUAUCAUACUACAGUGUGAGUUUUUUGUUAUAAUAUUCGGACACUUUUUUGAUACUGGAAUUUAAAUUUCCUUUUUAUGCUUAAGUAUGAAACUUUAAGAUACUAUACUAUCACCUUUUUAUCAUACUAUACUAUGAGAUUUUUUUCACACUAAAAUAUUACAUUUUUAUCAUACUAUACUAUGAGAUUUUUAUCAAACUAUACUAUGAGAUUUUUAUCAUACCAUACUAUGAGAUUUUUUUUUCACUCUAAAAUAUGAAGUUUUAAACAUACUAUACUAUGCCAUUUUUUUCCAAACUAUUUUUUUUUCACUAAAAUAUGAAACUUUUAUCAUACUAUAGUGUGAGUUUUUUGUUAUAAUAUUCGGACACUUUUUUGAUACUCAAAUUUAAAUUUCCUUUUUAUGCUUAAAUAUGAAACUUUAAAAUACUAUACUAUCACCUUUUUUAUCAUACUAUACUAUGAGAUUUUUUUUCACACUAAAAUAUUACAUUUUUAUCAUACUAUACUAUGACAUUUUUAUCAUACUAUACUAUGAGAUUUUUAUCAUACUAAACUAUGAGAUUUUUUUUCACACUAUACUAUGACAUUUUUAUCAUACUAUACUAUGACAUUUUUAUCAUACUAUACUGCGAUUUUUUUUCACACUAAAAUAUUAUGUUUUUAUCAUACUAUACUAUGAGAUUUUUAUUCAUAUACUAUAAGAUUUUUUUUUCGCUCUAAAAUAUGAAAUAUUUAACAUACUAUACUAUGACUUCUUUAUCUUAAUAUUCUGAUAUUAUGUGGAUACAAUUUUUUUUUCUUUUUUCUUUUUAUGCAUAAAUUUAAACAUUUUCACAUACUAUACUAUGACUUUUUUAAUCAUACUAUACAAUAAUUUUUUAUACUGAAAAUUGAUUUUUUUUAUGCAAGAAUAUGAAAUUUUUAACAUACUAUACUAUAACAUUUUUAUCAUAGUAUACAAAGACAUGUUUUUUUCUCAUGCUUAAAUAUAAAAUUUUUAACAUACUAUACUAUGACUUAUUUUGAUUAAACUAAACUGUGAUAUGUAUUGAGAACAAUAUAUAUAUUUUUUUUCACACAAUGAAAUAUGAAAUUUUGAACAUACUAUACUAUGGCAAUUUUAUCAUACUAUACUAUUACAUCUUUAUCAUACUAUACUAUGAGAUUUUUUUUCACACUAAAAUAUUACAUUUUUAUCAUACUAUACUAUGACAUUUUUAUCAUACUAUACUAUGAGAUUUUUAUCAUACUAAACUAUGAGAUUUUUUUUCACACUAUACUAUGACAUUUUUAUCAUACUAUACUAUGACAUUUUUAUCAUACUAGACUAUGAGAUUUUUAUCAUACUUAACUAUGAGAUUUUUUUUCACACUAUACUAUGACAUUUUUAUCAUACUAUACUAUAAGAUUUUUAUCAUACUAUACUGAGAUUUUUUUUCACACUAAAAUAAUGUUUUUAUCAUACUAUACUAUGAGAUUUUUAUCAUACUAUACUAUGAGAUUUUUUAUCAUACUAUACUAUGAGAUAUUUUUUUCACUCUAAAAUAUGAAGUUUUAAACAUACUAUACUAUGCCAUUUUUUUCCAAACUAUUUUUUUUUCUCACUAAAAUAUAAAAUUUUUAUCAUACUAUAGUGUGAGUUUUUUGUUAUAAUAUUCGGACACUUUUUUGAUACUGGAAUUUAAAUUUCCUUUUUAUGCUUAAAUAUGAAACUUUAAGAUACUAUACUAUCACCUUUUUUAUCAUACUAUACUAUGAGAUUUUUUUCACACGAAAAUAUAACAUUUUUAUCAUACUAUACUAUGAGAUUUUUAUCAAACUAUACUAUGAGAUUUUUAUCAUACCAUACUAUGAGAUUUUUUUUUCACUCUAAAAUAUGAAGUUUUAAACAUACUAUACUAUGCCAUUUUUUUCCAAACUAUUUUUUUUUCACUAAAAUAUGAAACUUUUAUCAUACUAUAGUGUGAGUUUUUUGUUAUAAUAUUCGGACACUUUUUUGAUACUCAAAUUUAAAUUUCCUUUUUAUGCUUAAAUAUGAAACUUUAAAAUACUAUACUAUCACCUUUUUUAUCAUACUAAACUAUGAGAUCUUUUACUCAGAUUCGAAUUGCUUUUCAUGCUAAAAUGUGAAAUUUUUACCAUACUUUACUAUGACAUUUUUAUCAUACUAUACAAUGGUAUUUUAAAUUUUUAAUUCGAAAUUACUAAACUCUGGCAAUUUUUAAAAAACUCAAAUUUGAACUUCUUUUCAUGCUUUAAUAUGAAAUUUUAAACAUACUGUAGUAUAAGAUUUUAAAUACCUAAGUAUGAUCAUUUUUAUCACACUACACUGACAUUUUGCAAUGCUAAGAUAUGAUUUUUUUCUCAUGCUUAAAUAUGAAAUAUUUAACAUACUAUACUAUGACAUUUUUAUCAUACUAUACUAUGACUAUUUUAUCAUAAAAAACUGACAAUUUUAGGGUACUGAAAUUAUUUAUUUUUUGUUUUCAUGCUUAUAUGUGAAACUUCAUAUACUAGAGCAUUACUUUUUUUUAUCAUACUAUACUUUGAUUUUUUUAAUCCUUAAAUUUGAAAAAAAUUUCAUGCUUAAAAAUAUAAUUUUUAACAAACUAUACUAUGAAAUUUUUUAUUAUAUUAUACUAAUACAUUUUUUGACACUAAAAAAUGACUUUUUUUACACUAAAAUAUGAAAUUCUGAACAUACUAUACCACGACAUUUUUUUGUACUAAAUUAAGAUUUUUUAUCAUGCUCAAAUAUGAAAUUCUAAACAUAGUAUUCUAAGACAUUUUUUCAAUACUAAAAUUAUUAUUUUUUCAUAUUCAAUAUGAAAUUUUUAACAUACUAUACUAUGACAUUUUUUUGACACAAAAAUAUAUUUUGGCAAAUUAGAAUAUGACAUUUUUUAACAUACUAUACCAGGCCAUUUUUAUUAUACUUAACCAUGAUUUUUUGACAUACUAUACCAUUAUAUUUUUAUCAUCCUAUACUUUGAUAUUUUAACAUUCUAUACUUUGAUAUUUUAACAUACUAUGUUAAUUUUUUAUUACAUAUAAUUUGUUACGUCCUAGUGGGCCAUGGAUAUGUAGGACUAACAAAAACAGCAAUAUAAAACCAAGCAAGGAUGAAAAAAAAGAGAAUGGCAGGAAGAGACAAUAAAUCAACUCAUUUUAAUAAGGAAACUCAGGACACACAAAGCACAAAGAUUGACAAUACGAUUAAUUCUUUACUUGACAACUGGUUAAGUAGUUUGAAUGAGCAUGCAGCUAUCUUAGCAUGACAUAAAACCUGGAAACAGAGUGUGACACCAAUCCUCUUUUUGCCCAAAAGAAGCAAAAAGUUAAGAAAAAAUGUAAAAAGUAAGUCGUCUAAUCAUCAGAUGUGACAUAUUUUUAUAAAACAUAAUUUUGAUCAUACAUAUGAAAAAAUAAAUAAAUAUUUCACACAUUUGAGCCCCCUCCCCCAAAACGGAAAUAAUAUAAACAAAUCAAAGUCACACUGUAAGAAAUUGAACCAGUCAGCAAUAAACUUUAGCAUUAUGCUCAUCAGAUUUUGUUACGUUAAAGCAGAGUUGUGCUAGCUGUUUCUCAAUUUCCAGUUGUUAGUUAUCCCUCUGAAAACUUGUUGAAAAAGUAUUUCUCCCCCUUUUUUGACACCUACAGGGAGAAGUUUGAGUCUGAGGUGAAAGGGCCCCGUUUUGCGAAGCUGAAGAACUGGCACCACGGACUGUCCGCGCAGAUCCUCAACGUCACAGAGUAA